Lactuca virosa is the source of this 2025-nucleotide messenger RNA. NCBI's taxonomy places the organism in Eukaryota, Viridiplantae, Streptophyta, Magnoliopsida, Asterales, Asteraceae. The record is from the annotation of a GenBank genome assembly.
CCUUAUAAAUUCCCUUGUAAUAUCAAUCUCCCACGAGAGAUCUCCGGCCGGCAGAGUGUGUACACUCAAGAUCAUAUCAUGGGGAUUCAAGAACCAGAGCCGACGACGGCAGGCCUCCGAAGAAGAGGCUGUUCGUACCAGAAAGGUGAUUUCCUGCCGGAGGAGUCCUUCCAGACAUGGGAAAACUACACCGCCGCAUUAAAACAGACUCCUCACCGGUUACUCGAUCGGCUGUUCACACGCUCCGGCGACCAGGCGGAGCUCGACGCAAAGGCGAAAAGCCAAACGGCGAUGAAGAAAACGCUAACGUGGUGGGAUCUGAUGUGGUUUGGUAUGGGCGCUGUCAUCGGAGCCGGAAUCUUCGUGCUCACCGGACUUGAAGCUCACGAUGAUGCUGGUCCGGCAGUCGUCUUGUCCUACGUCGUCUCCGGCGCUUCCGCUCUCAUGUCCGUGUUUUGCUACACCGAGUUCGCCGUCGAAAUUCCAGUUGCAGGUGGGUCCUUCGCUUAUUUGAGGGUGGAAUUAGGAGACUUCGUCGCCUUCAUCGCCGCCGGUAACAUCCUCCUAGAAUACGUAAUCGGCGGAGCUGCGGUGGCGCGUUCAUGGACCUCCUACUUCGCAACCCUCUGCAACUACAAUCCCAAAGACUUCCGCAUCACCGCUCACGGCCUAGCCGAAAACUACAACCAACUUGACCCAAUCGCCGUCGGCGUCAUCGCCAUCAUCUGCAUCAUCGCCGUCCUCAGCACCAAAGGCUCCUCCCGCAUCAACUACAUCGCCUCCAUCGUCCACAUCAUCGUCAUACUGUUCAUCAUCAUCUGCGGGCUUAUCAACGCCGACACCGACAAUUACAGACCUUUCGCUCCUAAGAAAGCCAGGGGUGUCUUCAAGGCGUCGGCUGUUUUGUUCUUUGCUUAUGUUGGGUUUGAUGCGGUGGCGACAAUGGCGGAGGAGACUAAGAAUCCGGCAAGAGAUAUUCCGAUUGGACUUGUUGGGUCGAUGGUGAUCACCACCGCGUUAUACUGUGCAUUAGCGAUAACGCUUUGCUUGAUGCAACCGUAUUUGUCGAUAGAUAUCGAUGCUCCUUUCUCCAAGGCGUUUGAGGCGGUGGGGUGGGAUUGGGCGAAAUAUGUGGUGGCUGCCGGAGCUUUGAAGGGUAUGACGUCAGUGCUACUAGUGGGAGCUGUUGGUCAAGCCAGAUACCUUACCCAUAUCGCUCGGACACACAUGAUGCCACCAUGGUUCGCGAUUGUGGAUGCCAAAACCGGUACACCCGUGAACGCAACUAUCGCCAUGCUGGUUGCCACCGCCGUAAUCGCAUUCUUCACCAGCCUCGGCGUCCUGUCAAACCUCCUCUCCAUCUCCACCCUUUUCAUCUUCAUGCUUGUGGCGGUUGCCCUCCUCGUCCGCCGCUACUACGUCACCGGCGUCACCACCACUGCCAACCGCAACAAACUCAUAGCAUGUUUAGCAACCAUUCUCAUUUCCUCUAUCGCCACUUCCGCAUAUUGGGGGCUCUCGAAGCAUGGGUGGAUCGGAUACUGUGUCACGGUCCCACUCUGGGUGAUUGGGACCGUGUCACUUUGGGCUUUCGUGCCAAUGGCACGACAGCCCAAGAUGUGGGGGGUACCACUGGUGCCGUGGUUACCCUCUGCUUCGAUUGCAAUUAAUAUUUUUCUUUUGGGUUCUAUUGAUAGAGACUCCUUUAUUAGGUUUGGAGGGUGGACGGGUUUCUUGUUGGUUUAUUACUUCUUGUUUGGACUUCAUGCAGCAUAUGACACGGCUAAGGGGGAGGAGAAGGAGUGGAAGAAGGUUGAAGAAGGAGUGAAUAAUGGGUUGGAGAGUAAAAGUGAUUUGGUAGAUGAUAAUAAAUCGUAAAAUUAUUUUCUGUAGUUAUUAUAUGGUUUUGCUUUUUGAAAAUGUGUGUUCAUUAAAUGAUGUCGUAGUAAAAGGGAAUUAAUUUGAAGCAAAUGGUAUACCGUAAAAGCAGGGAUGGUAUAGUGUGACAUUUGUUUGAAGUUUAUA